UCCAGCCUAAAAUCGAAACCAAAAGCAGAUGAAAGGUAACAUGCAUAUCGCUCGACACAGCAGUCACACUAGGACGGAUCUGGAUGGAAAAUGGCAAAAAACAAAAUGACAGUCGUUUACAAAGUCGCUGCUUUGGGUUGCGCCGUCUGCGUCGAUCUGUCCGUGUUCUACACACAUGGAUCAUUCGUGACGCACAGUGUCUCUGCACAUUUCGCUCGCCUCUGGGUGUUCGCGGUUCUCCGGUGCUUGGCUCUAACUGCAGUACUUCAGCUCACUGUCGGACACAUCAAACCGUUACUGUUUCGAGUUAUAACGGCGCACAGUCUACUCCCUGCGGUGUUUGAGACAGGGUCCAGGGUGCUGUACCAUGAGGAGAACCAGUGUGGCCGGCAGGCGGAUGUACGCUGCUGGCUACUGUGCACCGCUGCAUCCCUGGCUGCUGCACUGUUCUGGGAGGUCAUCGUCCCGGACACGGACGAGGCUGCGGCCGGGAGAGAGAAGAAGCAGAAGGCGAGAGUUCUGUUUGUGAGAGUGCUGCGUCUGUACAGACCCGACUACCCGCUGAUGCUCGGAGGGUUUGUCUUCUUGUCCUUGGCGGUUCUGUGUGAGAUGUCCAUCCCAUUCUACACUGGGAAAGUCAUUGACAUCUUAGGUGGUCAGUACCAGCAGAUGGAAUUUGGAUCUGCCCUUUUCUAUAUGGGCCUGUACUCCCUUGGAAGGUAUGGGAGAUUAAUGAUUUCUCUCCUCCACUGUGUGCAAAAGCUUGUAUUUCUCUGCAGGUCACACCUAACCAUAACAACUCUCUAUGUACUUAUCAGUUCUGUGAGUGCAGGCUGCAGAGGGGGUCUUUUAGUCUGUGCCAUCAGUGCAUUCACGUGCAGAAUAAAAGUCAUGCUUUUUGGGGCUUUGACCAAACAGGAAAUUGGAUUCUUUGAGACCACUAAGACAGGUGAACUGACACACAGGUUGUCCAAAGACACUAAACUGAUGGCACAAACAGUGUGCUUGAACGUCAAUGUGCUGCUGAGGACAUUCAUUAAGACGAUCGGCAUGAUUUUCCUGAUGUUGAGCCUUUCAUGGAAGCUCACGUUGAUCAUACUGAUGGAGACGCCCAUCACUGGCCUCAUUCAGAACAUCUAUGACACACACUACCAGAGGCUGACUUUGGCAAUGCAGGACUCUAUGGCUUUGGCAAAUGAAGCAGUGAGCGAGGUAGUGUCCAAUGUCCGUGUGGUUCGCAGCUUUAAUGCAGAAAAACAUGAAGCAUGUCGCUAUGAUGUCCGCCUGAUGGAAGCACAUGCUCUCAAGACCCGGCGAGGCACAGUCAGAGCAGUUUACCUGCUUGUACAGAGGUUGAUCGGGCUGAGCAUUCAGGUCCUAAUGAUGUACUUCGGCAGACAGUUCAUCCAGAGUGGACAGAUGACCACUGGCAGCCUCUUAUCGUUCAUCCUCUACCAGUCUGACAUUGGACGCAGCAUCAGGACACUCGCUUACAGCAUUGGGGACAUGCUGAACUCGGUAGGGGCUGCUGGGAAAGUCUUUGAGUACAUUGACCGAAAACCUCUGGUCACCACACAUGGAACACUCAAACCAGAUGUGCUGAGAGGACACGUCAAUUUCCACAAUCUGAGCUUCGCCUAUCCUUUAAACCCUGACAAGAAUGUGCUGCAGGAUAUUUCUCUGGAGCUGAAGCCGGGUCAGAUGACGGCACUAGUUGGUCCGUCUGGAGAGGGAAAAAGCACCUGUGUGAGUUUGCUGCAGCGAUUGUACGACCCGCAAGCUGGAGAAAUCCUUUUGGACAAUGAGCCAUUGGAAUUGUAUGACCACAGCUUCCUCCACAAUAAGGUUACCGUAGUGAGCCAGGACCCUGUGCUCUUCUCUGGCUCGAUUAGAGACAACAUCGCCUAUGGACUUGCUGAGUGCACUUUGGAUGAGAUUCAGGAAGCAGCACGCAAAGCCAACGCCCAUGACUUUAUCAAGCAGCUGGCGAAAAGCUACGAUACAGAGGUUGGUGAGGGUGGCAGCCAGCUGUCCAAGAGUGAGAAGCAGCGAAUUGCCAUUGCUCGUGCUCUCGUCAGGAGGCCACAGGUCCUCAUUCUAGAUGAAAUAACAAGUUCUCUGGAUGCUGAGAGCGAAAAUGAGGUUCACCAGACCCUGACUGGCUGCCCCAACCAGACCCUUCUGGUGAUUGCUCACAAGCUGCAGACAAUUGAGAAGGCAGAUCAGAUUAUUGUGAUCAGUGGUGGCAAAGUGGAGGAGCGAGGGACUCACUGUGAACUGAUGCACAAUAAAGGGAGCUACUACAAAUUGGUGGAAAAGCUCUUUGCUGAGUGAAGACUUACACGGUAGUUCUGAAAAUGCUGUGUUUAUAGUGUGCUGUGCUUACUGUGUUCACAUGUUCAGAAUGUUGUGUAUAAAUGCUGAAUCCAUCCAUCGCUAUAUUUAUGUUUGUAUAUUUAGUAACAUAGAGUGUGUUCCAUAUUCAAGGAGGGUAUGUUUUCACAUGUCUUUUAUUUUGCAUUAAAUAUGGCAGAAGGCUGGGGUCUGGAGGAACCCAUCAAAUGUUGCUAUGGAUGUGGAUUAAGGGGAAGAUCUGGGUAUUUCAUGUUUUUAUGAAAAAUAAAUAAUUUACUGUGAGUUACCAGGCAUAGUCCUUUUUUAUUUUCACUAUAAGAAAGAUACAAUAUGUGGAGAUUUGUGUAUGAUUUUUCCAUUUCAUUGCCUUGUGUCUUUUUAAAAUUGUAUGAGUGACUACACUUUCCCAAAUACAAUUCUAAUAAACGUUAGACAUCUUG
Solea solea (common sole) is the source of this 2795-nucleotide messenger RNA. It is a transcript of the gene tap2a, whose product is annotated as transporter associated with antigen processing, subunit type a. Gene Ontology annotation, biological process: transmembrane transport. Gene Ontology annotation, molecular function: ABC-type oligopeptide transporter activity; ATP binding; ATP hydrolysis activity. NCBI's taxonomy places the organism in Eukaryota, Metazoa, Chordata, Actinopteri, Pleuronectiformes, Soleidae. Gene Ontology annotation, cellular component: membrane. The record is from RefSeq and is a predicted model, not a curated record.